This is a messenger RNA of Amorphotheca resinae ATCC 22711, 2361 nucleotides long. RefSeq lists its product as hypothetical. Gene Ontology annotation, molecular function: primary methylamine oxidase activity; quinone binding; copper ion binding. The transcript is spliced from 7 exons. NCBI's taxonomy places the organism in Eukaryota, Fungi, Ascomycota, Leotiomycetes, Helotiales, Amorphothecaceae. Gene Ontology annotation, cellular component: plasma membrane. The coding region runs from base 1 to 2361 and encodes 786 amino acids. The record is from RefSeq and is a predicted model, not a curated record. Gene Ontology annotation, biological process: amine metabolic process.
AUGGCAUCUCUCAAUAAAGUUUGGCUAACAGCCUCUGCUUGCGUCGCGUUUCUUUUCUUUGCAUUCUUUGCCUCGGUUCCCUUGGGUCAGACUGUCAAGUUGGUUCUCUUCAGGUCGCCGCCGAUCUUCGACACCAACCAAAUCCAAGCUUCCAGGCAGAAUAUCUGGGCUGAUUUGAGUGAAAAUGAAACUGACGAAGUCUUGAAUUUCUUAUACUCAAAGUCGGGUCUGAACCUGACUGAAACCUCGCAAGCUACACACCGCAGCAACCGUUUAAUGCUCAUAGAGGCAUUGAAGCCUAAUAAAACAGAUGCCCUGGCAUAUAUCAAUGGCACCUCUGGCCCUCCAGAACGGUGGGCACGGGUUAUUGUAGUCGAAGGUGAAGGUGCACCCGGAGACGUUGAGCAGGCUGUUUACUACAUGGUUGGCCCAUUACCGCCGAGUGAGAAUACUAAGGCGCUACCAUUAGAGUUCUGCUACAACUCAGACAGGAAUUAUAUCGCCAGUCCAGUUCCAUCUCCGACGCUUCUUAAUGAAUGGGUUCUCUCCUCUCUUGGCAAUAACUCGGAUGUCGUGCGGAGAUUGCUAUCAGAUGAAGCCGGCUCGAUUGAUCCAUUGACUCUGAAUGCUACAGGCAGGGCUUCCUUUACAGAAAAUGGAACUUUUAGUCUCUGGUUACAAUUUCGCCAACCGGGUGGCAAGUCAAGUGCCUCCUCACUACUGCCACAAGGUCUUUACGUCAAAAUCGAGAUCCCCACAGUAAAUCCCUCAACUUGGAGGAUGUUGCAGUGGUACUACAACAACAUCCUCUACGACUCCAUAUAUGAUCUUAAGGGGGCAAUGAAAUCCCCUGGAUUUGAAAUAUGCCCACUCAAUCGAGACGGUGAUUGGACUGAUACGGUAGAUUUGACAAAAGGAGAUCCUGGAAGACAGAAACCUCCACCUUUGAUGGUGCAGCCUCAGGGCUCAAGAUUCUCUGUAGACAAGCAGCAGAAUUUCUUUAGCUGGAUGGGUUUUGAGUUCUUCAUUUCAACCUCAGCGGAUACUGGAGUAACUCUACACGACAUUCGAUUCAACGGAGAUAGUGUCAUCUAUGAACUCGGCCUUCAAGAGGCAUUAUCCCACUAUGCAGGAGAUGACCCAGCUCAAGGUGGCUUGGAGUUUCUAGAUACUGUUUUCUUAAUGGGUUUGAGAACGUUCGAGCUUGUGCCAGGGUACGACUGCCCUGCCUAUGCGACCUUCAUCUCCACAACUUUCAACCAACAAGGGUCAUCGAUAACUAUUCCAAACAGCAUCUGUAUUUUUGAAUAUACAGCUGAUUACCCUCUGCAACGCCACACCGCGGACUCCCAAGUCUCUGUCUCGAGAAAUACCUACCUUGUUGUCAGAUCUGUGUCAACGGUGGGCAACUAUGACUACACGAUCGAGUACAUAUUUUAUCUUGAUGGAUCAAUUGAAGUUAAAUAUCGCGCAAGUGGUUAUAUCUUUGGCGCCUUUUGGCCUUCCAAGGGGGAGAAGAAGAAUGAGUACGGAUACAGGGUUCACGAUGCAGUUGCAACUAGUAUGCACGACCACGUGCUAAAUUUCAAGGCCGACCUCGAUGUUGACGGGACUUCCAACACGCUCACGCGAGUUGCAAUUGAACCUGUCUCACUUGAAUACCCUUGGGAUGACAAACAAACGACGCCUCGAAAUACCAUGCAUCUCGUACAACAUCCUGUCGAUAUGGAGGCCGGAAUCGACUGGCCACGUAACUCGGGGGAGAUGUACAUUGUCACCAGCGAAAACUCGACAAAUAUCUGGGGCGAGAAGAGAGGAUAUCGCAUCCAGCCGGGCACAGGAAUGGGCACGCCAAUGCAUCUCUCAAUCCUAAACUCAACGUCAUUAGGGAAAUCGGCCGAGUGGUCGUCUCGCGAUCUUUGGGUGGUGAAGCAGAAAGACACGGAGCCCAGGAGCGCCAGCCAUCUGAAUUACUUCGAUCCUUUGCAUCCGCUAGUCGACUUUAGUAAAUUUCUCGAUGAUGAAGAGAUUCUGCAGGAAGAUUUGGUUAUAUAUUUCAACAUAGGCUCUCACCACGUCCCUAAUUCGGGGGAUAUUCCAAAUACGCUGAUGCACACAGCUUCCUCAUCAGUAAUGUUCACACCAUUCAACUUCCAUGAUAGGGAUCCAAGUCGCCGUUCAGCCCAGGGCGUCAAGCUCGAUUUAGAAGCCGAUGGUACGAAGCCGGAAUACUUUGGAGGGAGAAAUGAGAAGAGUGUCCAGCUGAAAGCAACUGAUAUGGAGCCGGAUUUGUCAAAAUAUGGCCAUGAGGCCAUCGGAUGGGCAAACGUGAGUUGGUUUGAUGUGUUGGUGGGCCGUUGA